Rhincodon typus (whale shark) is the source of this 1300-nucleotide messenger RNA. RefSeq names its product exostosin-2-like. The record is from RefSeq and is a predicted model, not a curated record. The coding region runs from base 242 to 1300 and encodes 352 amino acids. The transcript is spliced from 6 exons. NCBI's taxonomy places the organism in Eukaryota, Metazoa, Chordata, Chondrichthyes, Orectolobiformes, Rhincodontidae.
UUGGAAAUGUCCCAGGGAGAGGGGGAGGCAGCCUGGCGGUUUCCGGGGUGACGGCUCCGCUCCCGAAGUCUGAGUCGGGGGAACAGAGCAGUGGGUGACCGGUGGCGGACUUGGGAUCUCUCGGUCCCGUCGUUCGGAGAUGGAGUUUCAGCUGUAACAGCAGCAGGAAGAGGAGUAGCAGCGUCGGCGGAGGAGGGCGGCUUGCCUUCCCAUCCAGAACCCAUAGGAAGGAAGUAGCAUUAUGUAUGCUUCAACCAAGUACAGCAGUCGGGGCCCUACCCUUAUUCCCAGGAUGAAAACUAAACACCGAAUUUACUACAUUGCCCUGUUUUCAGUUGUGCUUCUUGGACUUGUAGCCACAGGAAUGUUUCAGUUCUGGCCACAUACAAUUGAAGCUACCAAUGAGUGGACAUUUGAAAAACGCAGCAUCCAUGAUGUUCCAGAAGUCAAGCUAGCUGAAGACAGUCCAAUCCCUGAACGAGGAGACUUGAGCUGUAGAAUGCACACUUGCUUUGAUGUAUACCGUUGUGGGUAUAACCCCAAGAAUAGAAUAAAAGUCUACAUCUAUCCACUGAAAAAGUAUGUUGAUGCAUAUGGCACUGUGCUCAGUAACACUAUCUCCAAAGAGUAUAAUGAAUUGUUGACUGCCAUUUCAGAAAGUGACUUCUACACAGAUGAUCUAAACAGGGCAUGUUUGUUCAUUCCUUCUAUUGAUGUGCUUAAUCAGAACAACCUCAGGAUAAAAGAAACUGCACAGGCAUUGGCCCAGCUAUCCAGAUGGAAUAGAGGGACAAACCAUUUGCUGUUUAAUAUGCUUCCAGGAGGCCCUCCUGAUUAUAAUACUGCACUUGAUGUUCCACGUGACAGAGCCCUUCUAGCAGGUGGAGGCUUUUCCACGUGGACGUAUCGACAGGGUUAUGAUGUUAGCAUUCCAGUUUUUAGUCCGUUGUCAACAGAUGUCAAUCUGCCUGUGAAGCAUCCUGGGUACAGAAUGUAUUUUAUCUUGUCUACACAAACUGCAAUCCACCCAGAAUAUCGCACUGAGCUGGAGGCCAUAGAAGCAGAACAUGGAGAUGCUCUGCUAAUCCUAGACAAAUGUACCAACUUAUCAGAAGGUGUACCUUCUACAAGAAAACGUUGCCACAAAAAUCAAAUCUUUGACUACCCACAGAUUCUACAGGUGUUUGAACAAUAUUUUGACGUGGGUUUUGAAGUUUUUAAAGAUGGACUGAAUGAUGUAAAGCUGGAGAGGUUUAGCGAUGAAAUUCAGAAGACCAGGAGCAUUCCUGUUGGUGAGUAG